UAUAGACCAACUUGUUAAUUAGCUAGUCCUUCCAAUAUUAUUUCCAUUAAUUACUUGAUGGCUGAUCAGCCAGAACAAGGAGAUCAUGGCACGUCUGAGGGUCGAAGGAAGGGCACAUCCAGCAGAGGGGGAGGAAAGCGCGCUUCUAUGGAGGCGGCAGUCAGAACGACAACAACAACUAGUAAUGUAGUAGGUUCAGGUAGUGGUGCAGCUCCAUGUGGGGCGUGCAAGUUUUUGAGGAGGAAGUGCAUAAGUGGGUGCAUAUUCGCACCCCAUUUCGGUUCAGACCAAGGAGCUGCACGCUUUGCCGCGGUGCACAAGGUGUUUGGGGCAAGUAAUGUGUCGAAGCUUUUGUUGCACAUUCCCUUGAACCGCCGGCAUGACGCUGUCGUUACCAUCACCUACGAGGCUCAAGCUAGGCUCUCCGACCCGGUUUACGGUUGUGUCUCCACCGUACUUGCUUUGCAACAACAGGUUGCAUCUUUGCAAGCCGAGCUAGCAACGGUGCAAACUCAGCUGAUAAACAGCAGGUUUGCAUUUGCAAAUGCUCUCCAAAUCACCUCGCAGCAGCAGCAACAGAACAUGGCACUAAUGCUACAGCCUGCUUACUCCAACAACACCUCCACCUCCACUAACCUAAUCAACAUGAGCAGCUUGACCUCGAACUUGGACAUCGAUGCGGCGCCAUCUUCACAGAGCUUCAUGGAGCCUCUUCAGCUUUCAAGGCUAUCCCAAGAUGAUGAAGAUGAUGAGGAAGAGAGUCGAGUUCCCCUGUUGUUCGCCAAUAAUCGAUAUUAGUUUAGAAUUUUCUCUUCCUUAUUUUACAUAUCUAAACUUUCUAUAUUUUUCAUGCAAACUCUUCAAAAUUCGCUUGCUAUCAUCUAUAUCGAUCGUUAUAGUGAAACUAUACUCUCUCUUUUUUUUUCCCAAUUCGCCAUAUAUGUCCAAGAGUAAGAUUUUACACCUUUCAUAUAUGUCCAAAAGUUGUCAAUUUCACGAAGGAACAAAUAUUCGAGUAACCAUAAAGCAUAAAUGCAUAUGAUUUCAAACAUCAAGGUCAAUGUGAGAAACUAAAAGUUUGAGAUGCGUAGUAGUUGUUUUUUUUUUUUUUUUUUAGGUUUUGGGAACAAAGAGAUGCGUUCUUAAAACCACUAGAAAUUUGGAGGGUCUGCAAUAUUGUGAACCCUGAAAUCUUUGUGAGAGAAUAUAGCAUAUGAACACAUCUAAAAGUGAAAUGACUUUUGCACACAUUUUUUCUCCUCAUAUACGUCUCUGCUUAUUUUUGUCCCGUGAUUAUUCUUUACUCCAUUUGAUCCAAACAUCAAAAAUAAAAAGAUUUGCUAAGAGAGAAACAAGUGCAUGAAAGUCAUUUGCUUAUCUUAAAAUGGCUAAAAAUAACUAACGGUGCGAAAACAUUAAUCAUAUGGUAAAGUGUCUUCUGAUUAGAAUGGCUAAAUAUCAGUGUUCGUUGUGUGAACUAUUAUUCCGAUGAUCAAGUUAAUUAGCCAUUUAAUUCAAAAAAUAUAUUAACAAGGGUGGUUG
Pyrus x bretschneideri (Chinese white pear) is the source of this 1542-nucleotide messenger RNA. Its product is annotated as LOB domain-containing protein 20-like. Bases 58 to 798 code for a protein of 246 amino acids. Gene Ontology annotation, biological process: positive regulation of DNA-templated transcription; hormone-mediated signaling pathway. Lineage: Eukaryota; Viridiplantae; Streptophyta; Magnoliopsida; Rosales; Rosaceae. Gene Ontology annotation, cellular component: nucleus. The transcript has 2 exons. The record is from RefSeq and is a predicted model, not a curated record.